AUGGACUGGCCCCUUCCCAUGUGCCAAGCGCAAGCUGAUGUUAUUGGCUUCCAAGUAGUCCAGGAUGUUAUCCGCUUUUAUGCUGACUUGCUCCCGCCCGGGGUAUGCAGCCUCCUAAACCCUUCGACCAUCUAUGCCAACAAUGAAAUCUCGCUGAGCACCAUCGGGGUCUACGGCUUCGACUAUGACUACACCCUGGCGCUGUACUCUCCUGCCCUUCACUCCCAGAUCUACAACACUGCGCGGGACAUUCUUGUGGAGCAGUAUAAGUAUCCAAAGGGCCUCCUGAAGUAUGAAUAUUGGCCAAACUUUGCUAUCCGGGGCUUGCACUACGACAUUGCCAAGGGCUUGCUCAUGAAGAUAGAUGCCUUUCACUACAUCCAGCUGGGCACCGUGUAUCGGGGCUUGAAACCUGUAUCAGAUGAGGAGGUCUUGGAGAUGUAUGACGGCACCCAUCAUAUCCCUUUGCACCAGGCUAGCGGCUUCUAUGGCAAGGGUCCGGCCAUCAAGCAGUUCAUGGACAUUUUCUCCCUGCCGGAAAUGACCCAUAACAUGCUGGCUGUCGCCAUGCAUGACUUCUUCAUCAACAGCGACGUGAUUGAUUACGACUCUAUACAACUGUACAGUAAAAUGACUGAUGCCAUCCGUGAUGUCCACAUUAAAGGUUUCAUGUACAAGUGGAUCAUGCAAGACUUGGGGUGAGAUAUCCAGAAGUAUAUCUUGUGUGGCGACGAGACUUAUGCCGUGCUCCACCGCUUGGCCAACAGCGGCAAGAAACUCUUCCUGAUCACCAACAGUCCGUUCAGCUUUGUGGACAAAGGUAUGAAGUACAUGGUGGGUAAAGACUGGCGGGACUUCUUUGAUGUGGUCAUUGUACAGGCAGACAAACCUCAUUUCUUCAACGAUUGUGUCAAAGAGGCAGUCUGGGGUUUCCUGCUGAGCGAUGUUGUGAAUUGCCCUAUUCAAUCGGAUCUCAUGCUGCGCCACGGCUGGCGCACGGGGGCCAUCGUCCCUGAGCUGGAGACGGAGACGAAAAUGGUGAACACUGAACAGUAUUCACAAGCACUCACCUGGCUGCAGGCCUUAACUGGGUUGUUGGAACGCAUGCAGAUGUACCAGGACGCGGAAUCUCAGCAGGUGCUGCAGGACUGGAUGAAAGAGCGGCAGGAACUCAGGGCUCUCACCAAAAAUCUCUUCAACCCUCAGUUUGGAAGCAUCUUCCGCACGUGCCACAACCCCACGUACUUCUCCCGCCGCCUGUGCCGCUUUUCAGACAUCUACAUGGCCUCUGUCAGCUGCUUGCUGAACUAUGACCUCAACUACACCUUCUACCCAAGACGCACCCCGUUGCAGCACGAGGCGCCCCUCUGGAUGGAUCAGCUGUGCACCGGCUGCAUGAAGACGCCCUUCCUCGAAGAAAUGGCGCAUAUCCGCUAGGGGGCAAGUGGGGGACGUAGGGUCAUGUCUCCUAGGAUGGCCACGAGCUGACUGCCGUUGGGCUAACUUCCAUUGGGAUUCCGUUUUUCCACCAGCAUGUUUUCCACUUGCAGAACAAGAGUGCACGCAAGCAGUCUCUGAAUUGCUGAGGCCCAACAGGUCAUUGCUAAAUUAAAUUAAGCUCCGUGUGUUUCAGAAGCGUCUGGCUGUAUCCAUCCCAGGGUCCUCAACCUUUUGAGCCCGUGUGCGUCUUUGGAAUUCAAAUGCAGUGUGACGGGACCUACCCCAAAAGGUCAGGGAGUGAAGUCAUGCAUAACUCUAAUGCACAACCCUUCAACACUGCAGGCAGAAGUCCAGUUGAACAGAAUGCUUUUGAAAACGAACACAUUGUUUAGAAAUAUUGUCUUGCAAAUAUACUUGUGGCCAGCCAGGGAAGAUCUUUGCGUUGUGUGGCGGCCGUUGCCGCCGAACCAACUUUUUUAAAAAUCUGCACGGCCAGUAAGAUCUCCGGUGGCCAAAUAGAAGUCCUGUUGGGGAAAAGACCUCCUGGCCCCUCCAACUUUCUACCGCACUUGGCAGGUGCCAGGACAGGUGUUGGUGCGUGCCCGGACAUUCCUGGGCACCAGUCGGGGGAGCCCUGUUGUAGUCCAUCAUUCCCGAUGGGCAUCUCGGCAACCGACAGGCACUGCAUCAUUUAGCAGGAAUUUACUAGCGGGCCACAAUCCACCGUCUGCUUUGCCUUGCCCUCACAAUGUUGUUUACUUAAAUCCAUGCGCACAAUGGGAGAGGAUCUAGGCCAGGGGUUGCAGACCCCUGAUCUAGGCCUUUGGCUUGUGCUCGGAGACAUUCCCUCCACACUAGCACGUUCAGCAACUGCUAAAGCAGGGACAGCUUCAGAGGUUUCCCCCCACUUUCCCCUACAAGUUUCUCAUCUUCUUCCUUUGAGACUGCAGAUGCAUAGAUGUUGCUGGACUGUGGGAAAUGUAUGUUGCCCCAUCUUGGUUGGGUGGGUUUGCAACAACAAGGGGUAUGGAGUAGUGUUACAGGGUGGGGGUGGGGGGGGGUAGAGAUCUUGCUUCCUAGUGAAGUGAUAGAAGCAAGAGGUGCUAAGUGGGGUGGGGGAGAUGUUUUCCGCUGAUAACUGGAAUUUUGUAACUUUAAUAAAGAUUUUUGUGAAAGCUC
Sphaerodactylus townsendi is the source of this 2619-nucleotide messenger RNA. RefSeq names its product 5'-nucleotidase domain-containing protein 2-like. The record is from RefSeq and is a predicted model, not a curated record. Gene Ontology annotation, molecular function: 5'-nucleotidase activity. NCBI's taxonomy places the organism in Eukaryota, Metazoa, Chordata, Lepidosauria, Squamata, Sphaerodactylidae.